Dracunculus medinensis (Guinea worm) is the source of this 909-nucleotide messenger RNA. NCBI's taxonomy places the organism in Eukaryota, Metazoa, Nematoda, Chromadorea, Rhabditida, Dracunculidae. The record is from the annotation of a GenBank genome assembly.
AUGUUAUUGCGGCGAAUAACAUUUAGCGGACGGUUAUGCGACAUUAAUGAUUCGUCGAAUAACGAAAAAGAAUCGAAACAAAUCGUUAAAAUGUUGAUAAAGGGAUUUGUCGCUGUUUUAUUGGAUAUAUCGGUCGCACUUAGCAUCGCAAUUUUCGCGUAUUUCGAAUUUAUGCGAAGUGUCGCCGCUCCGUACGAACGAGGCUUUUAUUGUUACGAGAUAAAACAUCUCAAUAAUCCGUUUUUGCCGCACACAGUCUCAACUCGACAUCUUCUUGCAAUUACUUUAGCUCUUCCCUUUUUUUUGGUUAUUUUAGUUGAAGGAAUUUUUUUUCAUCACUUCCGCUCAUCAGAAACGCGUAUUUUACCAAAGUAUUUUUCGGCAGUGUCUCACGUUUAUCUGGAAUUUAUACUGUCGUUUACCAUUACGACUUUUUCUGUUGAGGCGAUUAAAUGCUGUUUUGCUCGAUUAAGGCCACACUAUUUAUCAGUUUGUCAACCAAAUUGGGACUUAAUCGAUUGCAGCUCUGAAGAUAAAUUUAUAGAAAGUGCAUAUUGCACAUCGCUUGAUAGCCAUCGUAUACGAAUUUCUCGUCAGAGUUUUCCUAGUGGUCACUCUGCUGCAGCUGUUCACUUUUUGUUAUUCAUUUAUUACUAUUUGUCAGGAAUGGUAACGGCCUCGAGAAGCGCUUUACUUGGUCGUAUUCGAAUGAUCUCUUUGUUUAUAUUUAUUCCAUGGAGUAUUGUGGUGAUGAUUACGAGAGUAACGGACUAUUGGCACUUUCCGACUGAUGUAAUUGGUGGUAUUCUAUUAGGAAUUUUGCCAGUUCACUUCUUGUUGCGUCGGCGUUUCACGAACCCAUCUCAUAUCUUUAAUAAUCGUUUAGUUGUGCUACCUCAUGGUAAUUGA